Gaeumannomyces tritici R3-111a-1 is the source of this 702-nucleotide messenger RNA. RefSeq lists its product as hypothetical. The transcript has a single exon. The record is from RefSeq and is a predicted model, not a curated record. Gene Ontology annotation, cellular component: nucleus. Bases 1 to 702 code for a protein of 233 amino acids. Lineage: Eukaryota; Fungi; Ascomycota; Sordariomycetes; Magnaporthales; Magnaporthaceae.
AUGUCACACCACUGCCACGACGAGCACGGCGACGACGACCACCACCACCACCACCACGCCGGCGGCGCCGAGCACGACCACUCGGACGACAUCACGCCGGCGCUGCAGAACUCGCUCCUGGGCCGCAUCGACUUCGACCACGUCAUCACGCUCAACGAGGCCGAGCACGGCUCCGGCGCCGCCGUGGCCCGCAAGGACUGGGCCGCGCGCCUGGACCCGACCCCGGAGCUGGCCAGCGACGCCGACGAGCAGCUGCUGAUGCACGUGCCCUUCACGGGCCAGGUCAAGCUGCACUCUGUUCUGCUGCGCACGUCCGACUCGGCCGCGGCGCCCCGGACGCUGCGCCUGUUCGUCAACCCGCCCGAGACGUUCGACUUCUCGUCGGCCGAGGAGGACCGCGAGCCCGCGCAGGAGCUCGAGCUGAGCAGGACGUCCGAGGUGCAGGAGCUGCCGGUCAAGCGGGCCAAGUUCGCCCAGGUCGCGCGCCUGGCCCUCUUCUUCCCGGACAACUUUGGCGACGGCGACGAGGACGUGACGCGUAUUAGCUACAUCGGUUUCAAGGGUGAGUGGAUGCAGCUGGGCCGCGCGCCCGCAAAUAUCCUCUACGAGUCGGCCGCGAACCCCAGCGACCACGCCCUCAAGGGCACGAGCGUGAACCAGAUGGACAGCAGCGGCAUCGGAGGCCGGGGUCCGGGCGUCUAG